Prorocentrum cordatum is the source of this 1080-nucleotide messenger RNA. The record is from the annotation of a GenBank genome assembly. Lineage: Eukaryota; Dinophyceae; Prorocentrales; Prorocentraceae.
AUGGCCAGAACGACUCCCCUUCUUUCCCGCUUGGGGCCCUCUUGGGCCAUCUUCGGAUAUUGGACCGUUCGGGUGCCCUGUCUUGGGGCUGGGCGGUGCACUCAAAGUCCACUUACUGUCGACUCCUGUGUAUCCAUACCCACCCUCCCAAUCGCAGACAUCUUCACGACGUUACCGAAUGGGUCGGCGGAGUUCGAGGAGCAGCUCGUUGCCAGGUUCGCGCAGAAGGCCCCGAGAGGGCGAGAUCUGGUCGACUCCUGCCCUUGGGGAAGUGCCAGCGGUCACACGGAUGGCUUGCUGGCUGGGCGCUGGGCGCCAACACCAGCGGCCGAUUUGCCAGCUUUUUUCACAGAGGAUGAGAUUGCUUCCCUGCGCGGCACCAAUCCCGCAGACACGAAGAACAACGAUUGCUUGCCAGAUGGACACGCCCAACAUCCAGGUGUCAGUCAGGCCUCCUCUCUCGAGCCCCUCUCCUUGCACUGGUCCGCCUGCGCAGGGGGGGCCUGCCAGGGGAUCCGGGGCGUCGCGCGCUGGAUGGCGGCGGCGGGCCUCCGCGGUCCCCUGCUCUUCGUCGGGGACUCGGUGACGAGGCAGCGGCACGCCGCUGCUGUGUGUGACUUGAUCCGAUCUGGCUGCGUGCUGCGGGAGAGCCGCGGGCCGAAGGCCAUGCAGUGGGAGUGCGAGGAGGGCGAAGGUCGGGUCUCUCUCCGGAUGUCGGCGGAUUUGCGCUUCGUUGAAGUCAGUUCUUGGUCCGGUGCGUUGAAGAGGGAGCUGAACAAUUCCGUCAGAAUUGCGUCUUCUGUCGUUUUAGCUAACAUCGGUUUACACGGCACCGGUUAUUUGCGGGAAGUGCUCGGGAUAUUAUUGAACGCGUCACGCGAUGACCCCUCGACGCGGAUCGUCUGGGCGGAGACUACAGCGACGCAUUUCGAGUACGAAGCCGGUUACUACAGGCAUCAGGUCGAGUGCCUUCAUGCAGAUUUGAUGCGUGGCACUUCAACAUGCAACCUUCCUGCCGACCUUUGGUGCAGUCCCUUCGACAUUCGCGCCUUCGGGAACUCUAUCGGGGCUGGCGGAUAA